AUGGCGUCCGUGGCGGAACUUACGGUGGAUCCCAUCGAGUUCGAAAAGGAAGUCAAACGCAGAGACAUACUCGCGGAAGCGACCAGGCAUUUGUAUUUCAUCGCUGCCCGCAGGAUACAGGUUAAUGACUCUUGUUCGAAGAUAAUAUCUAUGAGCUUCCGUAAAAAAGGAUAUCGUUCUUCCGACGUUACAACGUUUGAAUUGGAUUUCGACUCGGCAGUGCAGGCCUGGAUCCGCGGCAUCCUCAGCCGAAAACAUUUCCGAUUGCUGCAUCAGAGCGCAGUCAGCAUUCAACGUUAUUGGCGUGGCUAUCGUACCAGGAUCAUCGUCGAUCGAUAUCUGGUGCAUCGUGUCCAUCAAAUGUGGCAAGAUUACUAUAACGAGAUGGCCACGAGGAUCCAAGCGUUCUGGCGUGGUUAUUGGAUCAGGAAAACCGUUCUUGACAUAGAGAAAAUGCGACGAUGGUUGAACGAAGUCUAUGCGAAGAACGAGGAAACCGUGAAGAACAUGAAGAGGUUCAAACAGGAAGAGAUAGAAUGCGUGCAGACGAUAAUCGAACAAGAGUCCAUGCAGUGGAUACUGUUCAUCCUCUUCAAGUUACAUCAUUUGCUGAGAACGAAGCAACGACCAGGUGUGUUCACCAGAAUCGACAACACACGGUUCACUUUGAUCGAGGAGAUGCUGAAAUGCUUGGAAUAUAAACGCUACAUGCGCGAUAGGAAGACGAAAUUACAGAGGAAAUGCCAGGAUUGUCAAAUUGAUAGGAAACCAACGUUGAUCUUACGUGGAACGUACUAUGAAAGAUGCGAGAAAGAGAUUCACGAAAUCCGGAAAAAUCUGGAAGCGGGAGCCGUGCCAAUAUAUAGAAGUGAACCAUACGAGGAGCAUGAGAAGAGCAUUCGCAAACUAAAUCAGAUGCGCUUAGUAAGUUCCAUAGACGAAGCGUAUGAAGCAAGUUCCCGACGAAAAAUCGAAAUGAAGAAUGGGAAACAACGGAAGGUAUGUUCUUUGAGAAGAGAAUUCGAGCAACAAGCUUGUUGCAUGAAAGAAGCCGAUCUCUGCGAGAAGAUUAAGAAAAUGGAUUGUCACCUAAACCAACUCCGCUUGAAAUGCCCUAUUCACGAUCCUCCGUGUCAAAAAUGA
This is a messenger RNA of Bombus pascuorum, 1143 nucleotides long. Its product is annotated as unconventional myosin-Va-like. The record is from RefSeq and is a predicted model, not a curated record. Gene Ontology annotation, biological process: establishment of meiotic spindle localization; mitotic cell cycle; spindle organization. Bases 1 to 1143 code for a protein of 380 amino acids. The transcript has 5 exons. Gene Ontology annotation, molecular function: protein binding. Gene Ontology annotation, cellular component: spindle pole. Lineage: Eukaryota; Metazoa; Arthropoda; Insecta; Hymenoptera; Apidae.